CGGAAACAGGGUACCUCGGAACCUGUCUACCUGAUCAACGAUCCGGAACUUCCGGAAGUGGAGAGCGUUGUUUCCGAGGGGACGGUUUUCUGAGACGGACACGAGACUGAUGGUAUUUUUCUGGACUGUAAAGACCCAUGCACCCCACCUCCUCCAGCCUCGAACUUCUGAUCCUCCUCUUCUGACCCCCUCGGGACUGGGUCGGAGAUGAACACCAUCACCCUGGUUUCAUACAGUGCUUGGGAUUCACCCAAGCUUCUGUGCAUGCUAGUCUAGCUCUCUACCAACUAAACCCUUCCUCAGCCCUUCUUUCCUGUAUCUUUUCUUUAUAAGCAGCUUUGAAUUAGUUUAAGAUUUUUAUUUUCAGUUUCUGUAUGUAUGUGUGUCUACAUAUGUAUGUGUACAUUGGUAGGUGCCCUGGGAACUGGAGUUAAAGGUGGUUGUAAGCCACCUGAUAUCGUUGUUGAAAACAAACUCAGGCACUCUGCAUGAACAGCAAGUGCCCAUAACUGCUCGGCCAUCUCUCCAGCCCCAUGAGGAGCUUUUACAAAAAACUCCACAGUUAGGCUGGGCAUGGUGGAACAAGCUUGUGACCCCACGGCUGGUGUCAGGGAAGCAGUAGGAUUGGGAGUUCCAGGCCAGCCUGGCUCAGAAAACGAGAAUAACAGAGAUUAAAAUGAUACAUUUAGCCACAUUUUGUUUGUUUUUUCCUGUGGUUUUGCUUCAUGUUAUUACUGCUUUGGAGGAUCAACACUGCAGCAUUGAUUUCGUGUUGUUUGAAGGCUGGGGCUGUUGUGUUGAAAAGUGAACAUGGCCUUGUGCGUGUUUGGCAAGUGCUUGAUCACUAAGCCAUUUUCCCUGCCAACGUGGCAGCUUUUAAUGGCUGUUUAGUCACUCCAAACCUUGCCACUGGCCGCAUAAGUUGUUCUCAGCCUUUCAAGGUGAUAAAAGGACAUCUUAGUUUAUCGUCCUCAGACUUCCAGUUAGUUCCUUGAGAAAGAAAACUAGAAAUGGAUCCUACAGAUACAAAGGAUGACUAGAGCCUAGCAGAUUGGCCCACCAAAGACUCCGUUAAGACUCUAGUGCUGGAGCAGGAGCCCAGGAGUAGAGUGUGUGCUUAGCCUUUGCAGGGCCCUAACUUCAAUCUCCAUUAAAAAGAUGAUGGUUGAAAUUGUUUUUAGAAUCUAUUUUUUGUAACUAUAGCAUGUCUGUCAUACCCAGGACAUCAUUCACAGGAGGUGGGCCCUCACACUGAGCACACCCUAUACUUCUUUUACAUCUCCUGUUCAUCUGAGAUACUGGGCAUGAGCCACCACACCUGUAGAGUCCUUCUUGUCUAUGACAUGCAGUUAUCACAGCAGUUGGACCUGUUUCCUGAAUGCAGAGUGACCCUUCUGUUAUUUAAAGAUGUAAAAAAUGCAGGAGACCUGAGAAAAAAGGCCAUGGAAGGAUCUAUCAGUGGGUCAUUGAUAAACCCUAGUGUGAUUGUCGACCCAUUUCAGAUACUUGUGGCCGCGAACAAAGCCGUUCAUCUGCACAAACUGGGGAAAAUGAAGACAAGAACUCUGUCUACUGAAAUUAUCUUCAACCUCUCCCCAAAUAAUAACAUUUCAGAGGCUUUGAAGAAAUUCGGUACCUCAGAAAGUGACACUUCUGUUCUGAUCGUUUACAUUGAAGAGGGAGGAAAACAGAUACACCAAGAACACCUGGUAUCUCAAGUGGAAGGCCAGCAGGUGCCUUUGGAAAGCCUUCCAGAAAUAACAAAGCUCGCAGAAGUCAAAAAGAUAUAUAAACUGUCAUCACAAGAAGAGAGUAUUGGGACGUUAUUGGAUGGUAUCAUUUGUAGAAUGUCAACCAAGGAUGUUUUAUAAGUUGCCUAAAGUAUCAACAGAAAAUCUCCAAGUUAAUCACUAGCUGUUCUUUCCUGGUUAUAAAAUUAACAUUCUCAUCGCUGGAAAAGGGAAAAGAAACUACCACCAGCUCUGCUUUCUUUUCACUUCUUAAAGACACCCGUCUCUGGGUUUGCCACUGUCUCCUUGUCUUCUCUUUGUUUCAGUACGUUUUAUUUUUCUAUACAGUUGGAAUAAAAAGUUCAAGCACCCAGUGAA
This is a messenger RNA of Peromyscus californicus insignis, 2108 nucleotides long. It is a transcript of the gene Tprkb, whose product is annotated as TP53RK binding protein. The record is from RefSeq and is a predicted model, not a curated record. Gene Ontology annotation, biological process: tRNA threonylcarbamoyladenosine modification; telomere maintenance via recombination. The transcript is spliced from 6 exons. NCBI's taxonomy places the organism in Eukaryota, Metazoa, Chordata, Mammalia, Rodentia, Cricetidae. Bases 1305 to 1871 code for a protein of 188 amino acids. Gene Ontology annotation, cellular component: EKC/KEOPS complex; nucleus; cytosol.